CGGCAGCAACGGCUGCCGGUCACCGCAAGCCACGCCACGCAUUGUUGUCAUCAGUGUUGGUUUGAACUCUGUGGAGUUAAGUUCAGUUCCUCUCCGUUCUCUCGUUGCUUCCAUUACACGGCGUAACGUUAUCAACCUCCAAUCAAUUUGUUUACCAAAACUGCUGACACUUUCUUCUUCCGAUAUGUCUGAUUUACAGCGAGCCACUUCGAUUGAAGAGUACUGUCCGACGCCCGUGAAACAUGAAUUCGAUGCAACGAACUGCAAGAAGCUCAUCGUCUACGUUCAGGGCGACCUCACCAAGAUCGACCAGAGAGCCGUCUUCCUCACCGUGCACGAUCUCGGCUGCAACCACAAUGCGUGGGUGCAGUUCUUGGAGCACCCCGUCAUGAAGGAGACCCGCGAGCGCUCCAUCUUCAUCCACGUGGUCGUGCCCGGCCAGGACGACAACGCGGAGGACCUGCCCAGCGAGAUGACGUUCCCGACGAUGCAGCAGAUCAGCGAGGACCUGCCUGGUGUGCUGGACAAGCUCGAAGUGAAGCUCGUGAUCGGUCUGGGCGAGGGCGCGGGUGCCAACAUCCUCGCACGCUUCGCCAUGGCCGCCCCCGACCGCUGCAUGGGGCUCAUCCUCAUCCACUGCACCGCAUCCUCUGCUGGCGUCAUGGAGCACUUCAAGGAUAAGUUCAUCAGCUGGAAGCUGUCGAGCGGCGUGCCGUCGUCAGCUGAGCAGUACCUCAUCAUCCACAAGUUCGGCAACCGUCUGGUCGAGCAACUGGAGUCGGCCGAGAACAAGGAGAGCCUCAUCAAGGAGUUCCAGGACCGCCUGCAGUCGAAGAUCAACCCCCGCAACCUCCGCAAAUACGUUGAGGCUUUCCUCAAACGCUCGGACUUCUCGAGCAAACUGGAGUCGAAGUUGGGCGUAGAGACGCUCCUGGUGACAGGCUCGAAGGCUUCCCACGUCAACGCCGUGCAUACCAUGCACCAGGCCUGCAACAAGACCAAGGCAUCGCUGCUCAAGAUCGACGACGUCGGAGACGUGCUUUCUGAGACUCCGGACAAGUUCGCCCAGUCGCUGCUGCUGUUCUGUAAGGGCCUCGGCGUGCUGACCUCGGUGCCGCUGACCGGCGUUGACCGCCCAAGAAUGGGCAGCGCGUCGGGCAAGGGCGGCUUGGUACGCCAGCGCACCAUGAGCAUGGAAGAGUACGACACGCCGAACCUCAGGCGUUUCUCCUUCUCUUCCAUCACUCCUGCUAACUAGAAGACCAUGGGCCACAAACUCAGACAAACUUGCGAUGUUCAUUCUGGUGUAUUGCUUUCAAUGGGUUAGUUAAGUUUCAUUCUUGAACGCUUAUUAGCUGAUGGGUUUACGACAUUGUUGUAAUUUCUGAGACUCUUCAACCUGUUCAGACCCAUUGCCCAAGUUUCAUCGUAUCCUAAAUACGGUCAUUGUUCCUUAAAUUGUCAUCCACAGUUGCCUUUGGGAGGAAAGCUCCCCGAAUUUAUAACGAGGUCGCAUUUCAAUCGUAAAUGACGCAUUUGUAUAUUAUAUAGCAUCUCUGUCAGUGGUUACUUACGGUUAAGGUUAGAUCAACUUUACACCGUUGCUACAGGCCCUUGUUUUUGUCCAAAUUAAUGAUGUUGACUUCCAAAUCCGCGAUUCAAUGAAAUCUGACUUCCAGUUUCAUACUAAGAGGAUUUUUGACUGGGAAGUUCUGCGCAGAAUGAACUGACCGCAAUGCCAAGGUCCCUCUCUCCCCCGCAGCUGUGACACAUCAGACGCUUGUAUAUACGAACGCAUUUGUAAGGACGAGAAAACACCUUUCGAUGGAAUAGUUCUCCUUAUGAUAGCUUACUUUGCUCAAAUUUGUUUUUCUUUAGUUAAAUUCGGCGGAUUAUUCGUAACUGAACGUAUUUUCUCGUUUCCUGGCAUGCUUUAGGAUUAAAUUUUCAUUGACGAUUACUUUUGUGUUUGUUAGAUUUAAGACUAUUUUGUACGUCCUCUCUCUAUAAGCCUUCGGUUUCGUUCGCUCUGUGGGAAUGUCAUUGGUACCCUUACGCUUUGUUUUAUUUUUUCCUCCUCCCUGAUAUUUUUUAAUUCGUUGUUACGUAUAAUUUGAUUUAGUGGUAGUCUAGAAGCCUUUUUUGCUAUGCAAGUUCCGUUCUACAAGGGAACGCACUGCAACAUCAACGGCCCAAUACAACAGUUCAGUGCUCCACAUCCAUCAGCCCAGGGAGAGCACUAAAUGCUUCUUCAUCAUAGUCGGAAUGUUAUUGUAGAAUUAUUUAAAGCACCAAUAUUUUCCGAUAUAAAACAUUAAAUUUGAAAUCUACGACAAGCUGUAUUAUUUCACUUAUGAAGCGCUGUUUAAAACCGGAUUUUCUGAAGAGUAUCCCUCUUGGCCCUGUGAAGGUCUGUGUAAUUACGUUUCUGAAGCAAGGUUGAGAGCAAUCGAAUCUAAUCAGUCCAAACGAAGUCUAAUGCUACGAUUACGUGAAGUUGUUGAAUGUUGCAGUCGUUGCGACAACGUGCCUGUUUAAGGCUCAAAUGUUGUUCUCCUGACCCGCUAUCUCGGAAAUUGUUACGGUGACUCAUGAUGAUCACUGAUCAUGUUCUUCGACUGUAAGUGGCAAGAUUUGAAACGUGACUUUCAAUUGUUGAUAAGUUCAACGACAACGUAACAAACUCUGAAUAUGGAACCUCUGGGUCUGUCUCCUACAUGCCUAUGUCGCCAUCAAUGAAAAAGUUUAGCGUGCUUGUAUCAUUCAAGGUACUGGCAUGCAGGAGGUCAUUUCCUAACUAGCUUUUAACUUAGGCCUCAAGCUGCCUGUUGCGCCUUUGACAACACUGCUUUCAUUGAUUUAAGAGUCUCACUACCCCCUUGCAGUUGAUGUGUAGCGUUUCAAUUCAUGAGGAUAUUGAGAGCAAUACAGUUUAUGUGGAUGCCUUACCAAUCUUUCGAGCCUUUACAGCCGGCGUCUCUUAAGGUGACAUCCGUCGGGGCACGUUGCUGAGAGUAGCCCUCACAGCCUACUGUAGAAUUUUUACAGCUUACAAUAAUGUUUACAUUAAGUUUCUAGCUUCACGGACGUCCUAGAAACCAUUUCAAAGUUUCAAUAACGCUUACAGCAACUGUUCACAGCACACAAUUAAGCUAACUUAGAAUGGAAUUUUACCGUUUGUGCAAUCCUCUUGUGUGGUAGUAGUUUUUCAUAUCAGGAUUACGUCCUCUAACAUUUUUUCGGUGAUCGUAAGUUUGGGAUCGACGCCCGGUACUGCAAAAGUAGAAUUGGAUACCGUAAAUGGUGAUUACUGAUAGAUUAAUGGGCAACAAUUUUCGAAAUCCAUACCUAACGGACGGAAAUUGGUUGUAAUGUAUUAAAAAUUCCUACUAUUUCAGGCAAGAAAAGGCGGCAAUAUGAAAGUGUCCAUGCAUUUCAUGAGUUAGCUGCCUAGAACUAACGGCAUCCAUACACUCAUAGAUCCUUGUUUUUUGUUGAUCAUGUUUCAUGGUAUGGUUAAUAUAUUGCUUAUUAUGCAUUGUAUGAUGUACAAGAUUCACAAUAAGAGCAGAUGAAAACAGGUAUUUUUAUGGAC
Molecule: messenger RNA, 3595 nt
Organism: Hyalella azteca
Lineage: Eukaryota; Metazoa; Arthropoda; Malacostraca; Amphipoda; Hyalellidae
Exons: 12
Coding region: 185-1258 (357 amino acids)
Biological process (GO): signal transduction
Cellular component (GO): cytoplasm
Source: RefSeq, a predicted model, not a curated record